AUGGCUAGAGAAGAAGAUGAGAUUAUAAAGACAGAUGGAAUAGAAGAAGGGGAAGACGAAGUCCAAAGAAAUGGAGGUGGUGGAGGUGGAUUGAUUGACGAUGAUGCCGAAGUAUCGGACGAAGGAUCUGUAGACUCCUCAGACGAAGACGAUGAAGACGAUGAUGACGAGGAAGCAAUUCAAAAGGUUCGUGAAGGAUUCAUUGUUGAUGAUGACGAAGAAGAAGAUAACGUAAAGAGAAGUAGGAAGCACAAGAAGAGAAAGAGAAGAUCGGAAGAAGCAGAGCCCAAAGCUAAGUCCGAUAAUAAUGACAUUGAUGCCUUGGAUGAGGACGAUUUGGAAUUGUUAUUGGAGAAUUCAGGUGUCAGAAGAACAACUAAUGAACAAAAGAGCCAAGAGGGUAAAUUCAAGAGGCUUAAGAGAGCUCAGCAAGACGAAGCAGAAGCCGGCGAUGACGAAGACAACGUAAAGGCAAGCAGUCUCAAAUCCCAAAGAAGAAUAGCAGGAGGAUUAAACGAUAUGUUCUCAGACGAUGGUGAGGAUGAAGACCAGCUCGAAGACGAUGACGAUGAACAGCUUGUGCCAUCCACAGCUCAGAUGUCAAUCAGACCCACUGUAGGAGAUGACCGUAACAUCUUGGACGAGUUUGAAGACUUUAUUGAAGAUGAUGAGUUUUCUGAAGAGGACGAAGACCGUAAGCGUCAACUUGAAAAGCAAAGGGCUGCUCAAAGAGCUCAGAGGGCUGGUCCAAGGUUAGACACCUCUAAGCUUUCCUCGGUUGACAGAGAGUCAUUGCAACAGUUAUUUGAAGUUUUCGGUAACGGUGCAGAGUACGAAUGGGCUUUGGAAGCUCAAGAAAUUGAGGAUGAUGGAAAUCGUGAGAAUGUAGAGCCAACUUCGUUGGAUGAGGUGUUCGAACAUGCAGAAUUGAAGGAAAGAAUGCUUACCGAGGAAGAUAACAUGAUCCGUAUUGUUGAUAUCCCAGAAAGAUACCAAAAGUACAGAUCCACCUUGAACUAUAAUGAUUUGGAAGGUUCUGAAUUGAUCAAUGAACAACAAUGGAUUUAUAAGUUGUUGUUAAAGGAGAAGAGAUCCAGUUUGAGUCCAGAAGUGGAAUCCGCCUUCAAAGAUGCUGUAUACAAGGUUGUUGAGUUUGUUUCCAAAGAUUGCUAUGAGGUCCCAUUUAUUUGGGCUCAUCGUAGAGAUUUCCUUCUCACCACCCUUGAUUCUGUGGAUCCCAUUGAUGGCAGCGUUACCUCUCAAGUUCAUAAAUUGUUAUAUGAAGAUGAUUUGUGGAGAAUUGUUCAAUUGGAUAUUGAGUAUCACUCUCUUUAUGAAAAGAGAAUAAAUAUUGAAAGACUUAUUGAAAGUUUAGGAUUAGAAGGAGAUGAUCUCGUAAAAGAUAUUAAGAAUUUGGAAACAAUGGUUGCCAUUCAAGAUUUACAUGAUUACAUCAACUUCAAUUACUCAAGUGAAAUAAGAGAAAUCAGCAAGAAGGAAGAAGAAAGGAAAUUAGUUGCCGAAGAAGAGAACGAAGAGGAUGAAGAGGAAAAUCCAGCUUCCUCUUCUUCAACAUCUAAAUCUAAGAAACAUUCUAAAUUUGCAGUAUUCGAAAGGAUAAGGUCCAAUGUCUUGUACGAUGCUGUAAAAGCAUAUGGUAUUUCUGCCAAAGAAUUUGGUGAAAAUAUUCAGGAUCAAUCUUCUAAAGGAUUCGAGGUUCCUUAUCGUAUUCAUGCCACUGAUGACCCAUUGGAAUCACCUGAAGACUUGAUAGAAAAGAUCUGUGAAGAUGACGAAAUCUUAUUUAAAGAUCCUGCUAACGCAAUUCAGGCAGUCAGAAAGACUUUCGCUGAAGAAAUCUUCCACAAUCCAAAAAUUAGACACGAAGUUAGAACUACUUACAAAGAUUUUGCAUUAGUGAGUUGUACUGUUACAGAAAGAGGUAAGAUAAUUAUUGACAAUCACUCCAAGUACGCCGAUUUGAAGUAUGCCAUUAAUAGGAGCCCUUCAGAUUUGGUCAGUAAUCCCGAUGUGUUUUUACGUAUGUUAGAAGCUGAAGCAUUGGGAUUAUUGGUGGUCCAUAUUGAAACCAAAGAUUAUAAGAAUUGGUUCCAGUGUAUCUUCAAUUGUCUUAUUUCUGAUGGUUCUUCCGAUAUCAGUGAACAGUGGAACAAGGAAAGAGAGAUUGUUCUUGAACUUGCAUUUAAGAGAUUGACCUCCAUGGUUGCAUUAAACACCAAGGAAGAUUUAAGAAGAGAAUGUGAAAGAUUAAUCUCGGCUGAGGUUAGGAGGAAUGUGUUAGAUAAAGUUGAUCAAGCCCCAUACACUCCUCUUGGCUUUGACAAAGGUACUAAACCGAAUGUUUUAGCAAUUUCCUUCGGUAAAGGUGACUUUGAAAGUGCAGUAUUGGGGGUUUAUGUUAAAGAAAACGGGAAAGUUGACGAAUUUUUUAAGAGUGAUUGUAAUCCUAUCAGAGAUAGAGAAAACGAAGAAAAGUUUGCAGGUCAAUUGAAAGAAUUCUUCGAAAGAACAUUGAAAGGACAAGUUCCAGACGUCAUUGUUGUUCUGGGUUUCAAUGCAACUUCUAAGAGGUUAUUCGAUAGCGUAAAGAACUUUGUCAGCAACAACAAUGUCACAGUUAGUGUUGAAGAUGAUGAAUUAGGAAAGAGAGCAGUACUAAUUCCUGUGAUUUGGGGUCAAGACGAAACUGCAAGAUUAUAUCAAAAUUCUGAAAGGGCGAGACAAGAGUUCAUUGAUAAAUCUGCAUUGGCUAAAUAUUGUGUUGCCUUAGCUCGUUAUGUUCAAAGUCCAUUACUAGAAUAUAUUUCACUUGGCGAAGAUAUUUUGAGUUUGACCUUCUGUGAAAAUCAAAAGUUAAUUUCGAAUGACCAAAUAAUGGAAGCAAUUGAAACAGUCUUCGUAGAUAUUGUGAAUAUGGUUGGUGUUGAAAUAAAUGAAGCACUUAGGGAUCCACUCACUGCUAAAUUAUUACCUUACGUUGGUGGUUUGGGUCCAAGAAAAGCUCUGGGAUUGAUAAGAAACAUUAAUGGUAAAUUAGGAGGUUCAUUAAUUAAUAGAAGUGAUCUUAUUGAACACGAAUUGACAACUGCCAACAUUUUCAUUAAUUGUUCAUCAUUCUUGAAUAUUCCAUUCGAUGAAGGUGUUUCUAUGAGAGACUCCUCAAUUGAAUUGUUGGAUGCUACAAGAAUCCAUCCUGAAGAUUAUGAUUUAGCAAGAAAGAUGGCUGCUGAUGCAUUGGACUUGGAUGAGGAAGAUAUGGUUCACGUCGAAGAACAAGGUGGUAUUAUAUAUCAAUUAAUCCAGGAUGGUGCUGGUAAAGUUGAUGAAUUGAAUUUGACUGCCUAUGGUAAGGAGUUGGAAAGUAAAUUUGGAAAGAAGAAAUAUACUACUUUACAAAGUAUCAAAGAAGAAUUGGUAAACAACUUUGAAGAGUUGAGAAGUGGUUUCCAUCUUUUAGAAGUAGAAGAAGUUUUCCAAAUGCUUACAGGUGAAACGACGAAGACAUUUGCUAAGAACAUUAGUGUUCCUGUUACAGUAAAUAAAGUUGUUAGACAAAACUCAAGGGGGGGUAACUAUGAAGAAGCUCCUGUGCGUUUCGCUAAGGUGACCUCUUCCACUUUGAUUCUGGGAAAUCUUGAAGAGAAUUACAUCCCAUCCGGAAUUAUUCUCAAUCAAGGGCAAGUUAUUCAAGUUGUUAUUGUUGAUGUCAGCUAUGAAUCAUUAACUGCUGACUUUUCACUUCUUGAAGAGGACUUGAAAAGGGCCAAUUUGCCCAAAUUUUAUAAAGAUCCUUUGAAAUGGAAUUUUGAAGCUGAAGAAGCGGACUAUCAGCGUGAACUUGCCAAAGAGAGAGCUCAACUUUCAAAGACGAGAAACAUUCAACAUCCAUUAUUCCAUAACUUCAAUCAUAAGCAAGCUGAAGAGUUCUUAGCUCCUCAAGCUGUUGGAGACUGUGUCUUAAGACCUUCGUCAAAAGGUCCUGAGUACUUAACUGUUACUUGGAAAGUCCACACCAACUUAUUCCAACAUCUUAGUAUUCAUGAAACUUCUAGGUCUGGAAUUAAACAAUAUAUUGUGGAAAAUCAAAAGUAUGAUGAUUUAGAUCAGUUGAUUUUCCAACAUAUUCAAGCAAUUGCCAAGCAUGUUGAUGAAAUGUGCCGCCAUCCUAAAUUCCGUGAAGGUACUUUACAGGAAGUUAUUGGUUGGUUAGAAUCAUACACAAAAGCCAACCCUAAAAAUAGUGCAUACGUCUUUUGUUUUGACCAUAAAGCUCCUGGUUGGUUCUUAUUAUUAUUCAAGGUCAACGUGAACACUCCUGUAACUACUUGGCACGUUAAAACCGAAUCUGAUGGAUAUAGAUUAAAGGGAUUUUCAUAUCCAAAUAUGUUGAGACUUUGUAAUGGUUUCAAGCAAACUUUCAAGUCAUAUGUAAAAGGAUUAGCCGACAGGUCCAGAGGAGGAGCUCCAACUUCAAGAGGUGGCGGAGCUCCACUGCAUGGGCAACCUUUGGGAACAUAUGGAGGAUAUGGAUUCUAA
Messenger RNA from Dujonia railenensis, 4557 nucleotides. The record is from the annotation of a GenBank genome assembly. Lineage: Eukaryota; Fungi; Ascomycota; Pichiomycetes; Serinales; Debaryomycetaceae.